GCCAGCGGCACCAACUCUCAGCCAGACCGCGAGACAUGUGGCUGAGACUUCAGAAAGCUGCCGCUCCGUUUUUAGCGAAGCACAUCUCCCGGACAGUGCGAGUCGUCAGAAUUUCAUAGCACUAGCUUGGACGCUAAAGCCAGUCUACUAGGUGCAAAGCAGCUGCAGCAGCGCUUAAAGUGGUGAUCAGGACAGUCCGGGGCGGACAUGACUGGAGCUGGAAGUGGCGGCCAGGGCCCGCCGGAUGGGACGGAUGCUGAGGAGGCAGAGAGGUGUCCUAUCUGCCUGGGCGUCCUGGCUGGAGGCGAACUGGCAAUGCCCGACAGCUGCUGCCACGUCUUCUGCCUCAGAUGUCUCCUCACAUGGGCAGAGUUGCAGAUGGCUCCUUCCUGCCCGGUGGACAGAAGACCUUUCACUAAUGUUUACAGAUGGGAUGGGAAUCUCAGCUGUGUGCAGGUUCCUGUGAGGAAACAAGCGACUCCACCUGAAGCUGAGAGUUGCUGCUGUAGAAACCCCGAACAAAAAGUCUGUCUCAAGUAUUUUCUUUUCAGAAGUAAACCGUCAAGAAGACCGAGAAGGCAAAAGGUGGAGAGGACGGCAGACGGCAAAACAAAAGGACUUGUGAGGAAAUGUAACGAGGAUGACCCCUCCUCACUAAGCAGAAAAAAGGUGAGAGGAACAGAGUGCUGUACUUGGUCACCGUCUCCCUGUGUCUCAGUAACAACGUCUACUCAGGACAUUACAGAGCCUGUGUGGGUGGCCGAGGACAUACCUUAUGACACCGGGUUCAAACACUGCAAACCCCAGGCGCAAGACUGUCCGUGGCUUUCUCCUGCUGCUCCCAUCCCUGUUCACGGCACCUCAAGGCAGAAUUUCCAUCCCUCUGGUUGGAACCACAGCCCACUUCCGUCUCCCUUUACCUCCAGUUCACCCUUCAGCCCCGGUCAUUUCGUGUUUCAGGGCGUCGUCUGCGCCAUCACGUGUCCCAAAGGAGGGGAGAAGAGGGGCGGUCGAGCUUCAACCUCCAAAGCGCCCACCAAAGAGGCCAAGUCUCUCCCAUCCAGGCGAUCUGGACGCAACAGUAAAAGCCAGGAGGAGGCUCCUGCGUCUGAUCCGUCAUCACCGCCGCAGUCCAGUGCUUCAGACUCCGACUCGUCUACCGGCCAGGCCGCCAAGCCGGGCAGGCCGGCUCAAGUGCCAGCCAAGAGGAAGGGCAAGCGCGUCACAAACCGAAAGGCCAGCGGGAAGAGGAAAGCCCCGGCAAGAAAAAAAAAAUCUCUCCAAGUCGUGAGCAGCCCGGCAGCAAGUGAGGAGGAGGAGGAGGAGGAAGAAGAGGGUGAUGGAUGUGACAAAAUGGAGAAGGAGAAGGAAAAGGAGGAGGAAGAGGAUAAAACUGAUCAGGAACAGGAUUUGAACAACUCUAAGCAGCAGCAGUCUGAUGCUGAAGGGAGCCUCAAUGAAGAGCAGAGCGGCUUCCACUCUGCUGAUGAGCUCGGAGGCGCUGAACCCUUGAGCAAUGAUGUAGGACAGGACAGCGAUCAGACUCAGGAACAAUCUCAUGAACGUCAACUGAAACCAGAUGAGGGAGACGAGGACCUGUCUUGUCCCUCUGACUCUGCCCCUUACAGCCCCGGUUCAUGCUCAGUGGGCGACCAGGGCAAGAGGGAGGAGGAGGAGGAGGAGGAGGAAGAGGAGGAGGAGGAAGAAGAAGAAGAAGAGCCAGCAAGCCCUGUUUCUUCUGGCGGAAAGGACUCGCCUUCCCCCUCUCACUCUGAGAAAGGGGCUUCGCCAUCACCCUCUCACUCUCACUCUGAGAAAGGGGCUUCGCCAUCACCCUCUCACUCUCACUCUGAGAAAGGGGCCUCGCCAUCACCCUCCCACUCUGAGAAAGGGGCCUCGCCAUCACCCUCUCACUCUGAGAAAGGGGCCUCGCCAUCACCCUCUCACUCUGAGAAUGCCCUGCUGGACAACUUGAUGUCUCCACACUGUGACGAUCAGGCCGAGCAGGAUGAUGACGACGACAUGGAGAUUUGUGCAGAAGACGCCAACAACAAAGAAUCUUCAAAUGCAGUGAUUGCUGAAUCACGGGAGGAUUCUCCACAACUGGCUUCCCCCUCUGCCGGAGAGUCUGAGGAUAAUUCGGCCAUCUCGGAACCAAAAGCCUCUGAGGACACUGAUGUUAAAACAUUUGCAUCAGAACUUACGCCUUCAGUAGUUGACGGCUCUCAGGAUGGAACCAAGGAUGACAGUCCAUCCAAGGAUGACACUAAAGUUGUCCCUAUGGACUGCAGUUCACCCAUGAGCGAGCAGGCCAACAGUCCCGUUUUGGAACUGCCGAAGGAGAGUACUGCCUCGGUCUCUGCGGAACCUUCUGGCUCCACAAGCCAAGGGGCCAAAGACGAGAGCGACAAGGAGCAACAGGAAAGAGAAAGGAGCCAAGAGAGGAAGAACGGCAAGCAGAGGCGCUCUCGCUUCCACUCCUCAACCUCUACCUGGUCACCUAAGAAGGACUCCAAGCUAGAACCACCCAGACGCUCGCGGUCCAGAGAACGUGACGGCAGCCCGCCUUCUAGCCGCUCGUCCCGAGCUCGCAGCAGAGAGAAGGACCGGGACCGGGACUGUGAGAGAGACUAUUCUAGGAGGGAACGUAGUCGCGAAAGAAGGAGGAGGCGAUCUAGGAGUCGCUCUAGGUCCAAGUCCAAGUCCCGGUCUAGAUCAAGAUCCAGAACAAGAUCCUACAGACGAGGGCCCAGCCCGGAACGGCCGGCCUCCAGAGAGCAGUCUCCCCAGAGGAAGGAGCGUAGAGGUGGCUGGAGGUCCGGGCAGGGCAGUGGGUCUGGUGUUGAGGGACGGAGGCAUCAGGGAGGCGCUGGGCGCUCUGAAAACGGUGUGCCUACGGAAAGUUCCCCUGAACGCCAGGGCUGGUCGGAAAAUCCAGACUGGGUCACAGAAAAGAGCGAAGCCGACAGCAAGAGCCGGGACCUCGGCCCAAGCUCGCGCUGGGAGUCACGGGGUCGCGGGGGCCGCGGUGGGUCAGGCCGGGGUGCAGGGCGGGGCGGCGGCAGCCGUGGCUUCUACAGCCAGCAGGAGGAAAGCGGAGACCGCUGGCAGCCCCGAAACAACUUCUCAGGUUCAGGCAACAAUUCAGGGAAUGACGCGUACAGCCGCUUCAAUGAAAACCGCGGCGGUGGCCGAAGGAAAGAGUCCGACUCGGGAGACAAUACGCUGGACCGGUCAGGCUGGUCAUCGGCAUCCAGCUGGGCUGUCAGGAGAACGCUGCCCGCAGACGUUCAGGAUUAUUACUCCAAGAGGGAGAGAGGAGGACCAGGAGGCUGGAACCGACAAGAAGAGGAGCAGCCGGCAGCAGCAGAUGCCACUAAAAGCGAGCUUCCUGCCCAGGCCGUACCCGGUAACGCUCCGGUGCCGGUGAUGAACGCUGCGCCCCCUCAGCUGAACGUUCUUCAGCAUCACUACCCCAUGCAGGGCCCGCGAGGAGCCCUGCCGGUCAGUUUGCAGCCUGCGGCGCCGUACGCCAUGCCUCCUCAGGUCCCCGUGCACCUCCACCCUGCCGUACCGCUGCUUCAGGUCCCCGCUGUCGGCGCUCAGGGCCUCCCACCCCCUCCCCCACCACCCCCACCCAUGCAUCAAGGCGGCCAGACAGCAGCGGCUCAGCCUGACGGCUACGCAACACAGAUGGGGAAUACAAUGAUGGGUUAUGGAAAACCCGGCCUUCUUCCCACCCCAAGCAAAGGUGGUGUUGCAACGGUGACCUACGGCCAGUCGGCACACAGCCAUGUUGUUCCGUCCUCUACAACUCAGCACGGCCAACAUAAGGCUCACGCUGGCGGCUCCAAAAAGGAAAAGAAACAACAGAUCCAAGAGAAAGCUGUCAAUGAAGUGAAGAACGCCAUCAAACCCUAUUACCAAAAGAAGGAAAUCACAAAGGAGGAGUACAAGGAGAUUGUCCGCAAAGCGGUAGAGAAGGUGUGUCACAGCAAGAGUGGUGAGGUGAACUCCAGUAAGGUGGCCAACCUGGUGAAGGCCUACGUGGACAAAUACAAGCACGCCCGCAAGAAAUGAAGCCCCGCCCUGCUGCUGGCGCGGCGAUGCCCUCACGGACCCAUUGAGCUGCUCAAGUGCAAUUUCCUCUGGCUGGAAUUUAGCCUCCUAACUGAAAUUCAACGGAGAGCCGACAUUUUCUUUUUUUGAUAUCUCUACCUUUUAUUGAAUGAAAGAUUUUUUUCUAUAGAUUUUCAUAUUUUGUUAGAAAAAGAAUUACCCAAUCAGAAAUUGUAAUGCAAGAGCCCUUUAUUUUGCAUAGAUCAUGUGACUUGGAGAACUACUGUAAGAAGCGCAGGGUAGCGUGUGAGGGGUGGGGGGGGGGGUGGGACGGUUGAUACUAAAGAUGCAACGCUCAGCCAUCUACCGUCAGCUCAUGUAGUGGAGAGCCUCUUCCAGGGUGCCGGCUGGUACGAUGAAUUCCUCCUAAAUGGCAUCCUGAUCGCAUAGCUUAUUAAUUGAAUAUUGUCAACGUUCUUUUAAAAAAAAAAAAAUAUUAUAUAAUAUUUCAGAUGAGACUAGUUAAAAAAUCAAAACUGUGCAUUGCCUUUAUUAAUCUCCGUUGUUCAAUUAAGGGCUGGAAUCUGAUGAGUGUGAAUGUAAUCGGGGCCCUGAUUGGUUGAGGAGAUGCUUAGCGGGAUGGCCAAUCAGAAGUGAGUUUGUAACGUAAGGCACAGGUCCCAGGGGGGCAGGUCACAUGAAACGAGCCCCACCCUUGGCCUGAACAUGUAUUAAAUGUCAAUGGGUGAACACGAUCUGUGCAAAGUAUCCAGAGAGUAGUGAAAUAAAAUAGCUGCUUCCUGA
Cyclopterus lumpus (lumpfish) is the source of this 4863-nucleotide messenger RNA. It is a transcript of the gene scaf11, whose product is annotated as SR-related CTD-associated factor 11. Bases 208 to 4080 code for a protein of 1290 amino acids. Gene Ontology annotation, molecular function: RNA binding. The record is from RefSeq and is a predicted model, not a curated record. Gene Ontology annotation, biological process: spliceosomal complex assembly. Lineage: Eukaryota; Metazoa; Chordata; Actinopteri; Perciformes; Cyclopteridae. The transcript is spliced from 15 exons.